This is a messenger RNA of Cladophialophora carrionii CBS 160.54, 546 nucleotides long. RefSeq lists its product as uncharacterized. The record is from RefSeq and is a predicted model, not a curated record. Bases 1 to 546 code for a protein of 181 amino acids. NCBI's taxonomy places the organism in Eukaryota, Fungi, Ascomycota, Eurotiomycetes, Chaetothyriales, Herpotrichiellaceae. The transcript has a single exon.
AUGGCGAACACAACCUCAGCUUCCGUUACAGCUGGCGACUACAUAUACGUGUUCUUCAACCAGGGCGGGAACACCAAAAUCCAUGGCUAUAGGUUCACGGAAAGUGAUAAGGAGCCUCAGCCGUUCACCAUCAAUGUCGAUUCAAAGGACGACAUCUCCAAGGGUGGAGAGAUUGCCGCUCUCUACUUGUCAGUGAACAACAAAGACGAGAUCCAUCUCUACUACAUCGGACAAGAGGACAAGCCCGCCGACCCCACGAACAUCCAAUGGAACCAGGUAAACGAAGCCUGUCUGCACGGUGCCAAAGCCAAGGCCACCGAUCCCGCGUCGUGGACCCGUACUGGCAUGGACCUGAACCUGAAACGGUGGAAAGGUGAAGUCGGCACCUACCUCGCCGCUUCUCUGAGUGCCGAUGCCAAUCAGUUCCCGCGAGUCUUUUACCGAGCCAAGGACACAACCGACGUUUCAAUGGCGGAAUUCAACAUCAAUUCCACCACUCACAAGAAAGACUGGACAACAACUCCGCUCACCGGCACGAGCGCAUGA